UUUGCCUCCUAGGUUUCGCACAAAAGAUCAAUUACAACCAAGACUGUUGCUUUGAAAUGCCGGCAUCCAAUUUCAGCAGCUUAGUUAAAAAAACACCAUAAACUUGAUAUGUUGGCUAAAUUUACCUCCUCAUAUGAGUUGGUAGAAAACGACUAGAGCAUUAUAUACAAAUCAAAGCUGAAGUGGCAGGAAUUUUUUUGAAGAAUUUGAAGCUGAGAGGUAAAAGGAGUCAAAAUAACAAAUUCAGGUUGUUAUUUUUUUGCCGCACAUAUGAUCUCAACUGAUCUUUUGUGCUAAGUUCAGAGGGGAAAUAAACUUUAAUUAGUUAUUUGCAAGAAUCUAACUUUCUAUAUCAUUGUAAGAUCUCAAUUAAGUUGGAUAUUUUACAAUGAAUUUUGAAAACGAAUUAUUAAUAAAUCCAAGAAUAUAAAACAAAAUAUAUUCAUCAAUGGAAUAUGUGCUUGACAUAAGUUCUAAGUACUUUCUUGAGUUGAUGUAUUUAUAAAUCCCAAAAUAAAAUAAAAUAACUAAAAAAUGUGCAAGUAUAUGAAGAACAUAGACUUGGCCCUAAUUAAUUUCAAUCCUAAACGAAAAAAGCUAAAACUUAUGACACAACCUAGGGAGGGAACUACCAUAACAAUGCUCCUUCAUUGAAGUUUUUCUUUUAUGUGCCAUUGGAUUUGCAGAAAGCAGGUUUUGUCCUUAAAUGUCAGAUUGAUUUUAUUUGAUAAUUUGUUGAAUUUAUCUUUCAUAUCUUGGGAGCAAAUUUACUUUUCCUCGCAGUAUAAAAAUGAAGGAUUACGCCAAUUAUCUCUUCCCCGCAACACUUCAAUGGACAAGAUCGACAGUCCAGGUAAAAGCUCUAGCACACCUGAGGUGGAAAUUAUAGUGAACCAAGAUUUACCACCCUCGGCUAAAAUGACACCGUCAAAUGAGCUGGUCGAAGCCAUGCAAAACCAAGAAGAAAACCCUAGUAGAAUAAUGAAGAAGAGCAUAUUCGAGGCAUGGGCAGCUAAAACAUUUGGAAUGAUGCCAUUCACAUUCAUCACCAAUCUCUUCGCAGCUUUAGUGGGCGUCAACGGCGGCAUUAAUCUGAGUUCGUCGACGUGCAAAGUGUUCUUCGUGUUGCUGAUGAUCAAUUUUUAUGCUUCAGUAGUUGGAAUUCUGCUAUGGCAUGUGUUUCCUAGGGUUGCAAAAGGGUUUCACUUGAUGGCAUUUUUGUGUGCUAUGCUUUCACUCACUAUACUCUUCUGUACUGUGGUACCAACUGAACUUAAGAGUAUGCCUUGGGUUUUUAUGACCAUUGUGAUGCUUUUGGUCACUGGAUUACUAGUCUAUGAGCUCUCUUCACUCUCCAAGAAAUCAUACUAAAAGUAAGAUGACCGUGAGGCGCAACUAAAGAAUAUGAUGCACGGUUACUCAAACAAUUUUUUGGCGCUAAAUCGAGGUGUUCAGAAAGAAUAGAUUACUCAAUUAUCCUUUUCUAUUAAUUAUUAUACUUUUUCUAGCAUUCUUUCUUCGUUUUAA
Messenger RNA from Mercurialis annua (annual mercury), 1527 nucleotides. RefSeq lists its product as uncharacterized. The transcript has 2 exons. The record is from RefSeq and is a predicted model, not a curated record. Lineage: Eukaryota; Viridiplantae; Streptophyta; Magnoliopsida; Malpighiales; Euphorbiaceae. The coding region runs from base 667 to 1371 and encodes 234 amino acids.